UCUGUAAUAUUUGUAAAUAAAUAUAUGAGUAAACAAAUAAAUAAAUAAAUGGUUUUGUCAUCAACAGUUGAAUUAAAUAAAAAAUCUAUAAUAUAAUAAUAAGACAAAAGUAAAAUUCGGUAUGAUUGUCAGUUUAACUAAAAAAUUAAACCGAUCGAAGUAUGACCUCCAAAAGUGUUGGUGUUCUCAUUCCCGUACAAAAUAAAUGUCACUUGAUGAUAAAUAAGUCGUAAGACUUUUAUUAUUAUUGAUAUUUUUUACACGCAUUAUUUAUUUACUAAAUUUAUAAGACCAAAUACUGCUCAUUAAACUCAUGACGCAUAACCAGAUUUUAUUAUAAUUUUUAUUACUAAAUAAAAGAUUGUUAUGAGCGGUGCUGUAUCUAUGUACGAUGGAUUGGAAUCAGAGGCACCACCCAAAAAUACUAGCACUCUUAGUCCACCUGAUGGAGUCGGAGUUGAAGGUGGAGGUGGAGGUGGAGGUAAAGCUGGGGGAGGAGGCGGGAUAACAAAAAAAUUGGCAAGAGGUAUUUCACGAGCUACUGAAAAUGCCGCAAUAGUAUCGCAUGCUCGUUCACAAUUAACAUUUUUGGGUAUCGUCGACACACCAGAAUUUACAUUUUCAUUACCCGAUCUAUCGAUAUAUCCUGAUUCAUUUAGACAAUUUUUGGAAAAAGACUUAAUCGAGGGAGGAUGUUUAACGUCACUAGAAUCAGCAGGAAGAUUAAAUUGGUGGUGUGGUGGUGGUGGUCGAAACAGCAACAGUGUAAGAGUACUCUGGCCAUUAGCAACAACAGGAGAUGGAAAUUGUUUGCUACAUGCAGCCUCAUUGGGAAUGUGGGGAUUUCAUGAUCGUCUGUUGACUUUACGGGAUGCUUUGCACAAUACCCUGUCGAAAGGUGAAUACAAAGAUCCAUUAUAUAGACGAUGGAAAUGGAGGCAAAUGGGUUUAAAUGCCGCUGCUGGGUUGGCCUACACAGAAACUGAAUGGUUGACUGAAUGGCAAAGUAUCGUAGAAAUGGCAUCUGCGAAUCCACGAUCACAGACUGCAACCUCUUAUCAGAGUCUUGAAGAGGUCCAUGUUCUUGCAUUGGCGCAUGUUUUGCGCAGACCAAUAAUAGUAAUUGCGGAAACGAUGCUUCGUGAUUGUGAAGGUGUGGCCUUGGCCCCAAUUCCUUUCGGUGGAGUGUAUCUUCCACUAGAAGUUUCGCCAUCAAAGUGUCAUCGGACACCCCUGCUAUUGGCUUAUCACUCGGCUCAUUUCUCUCCAUUGGUAACUGUCGACUGUGGAAAUGAUUUUGUCGUAAGAGGAGAAGGAUCGAGUAAUGACACAGCCACGGGCGUUAGUAUACCACUUGUUGAUCCUGAUACUGGACAAUUACUUCCUGUUUUAUUCGCUGUUGAUCCUGGACCCGAUUGGGAUUGGAGUGCGUCUCAAGAUCUGCUACUCUGUCAACAGGAUACUAUGGAAAUCCUUAUUAGAGAUUAUUUGGACUGUGAAUAUCAAACUCUUACUACUGAAGACUUAGAUAGACUGUCAGAUUCAGAUGGAUCGUUGACUGGUAAAAGUAAAGCCGCUAAACAACUACUCGGUGUUGCGAAACAAUUCGGCUCGAUUGGAAAAUCAAUGAGCAAAAAACUUUGGUCAUCAAUGGCAAAGAGAUCAAAAAGUCCACCGAUUUCGGCUUUGAAUGGAUUAACUUGCGAGGGUGUUCUUUGUGUUAAACUCAAAAGUCGACGGCAUCAGUAUGUUGAUCAAAUGCUACAAAAUUAUCUGCAGUGUGCACAUUCGAGAUACUUAGAGAUCCAGAAAGAAGCCUCAGGGACUGAAAUAAAUUAUGGGGCUGGGAAAUCAAAAUUUUAUGCCGCAAGUGACAGCAACAGCCAUGCAAGCGUCAGUAAGCUACAACCAAAAAAUACGAAUAAAGAUCGCACUCUGUAUUUAUCAAGAUCAACAUUCUACAAUAAUAUAACGGCACCAGAGAGUAGAGAAUACAGUGAAUUUAAAAGUGGUACUGUCAGAGAAUGUCUUACAGAAGAUUGUUCGUUUUUUGGAUCACCUGAGAACGAGUACUACUGUUCAAAAUGUUGGGCAAAUAACAACAGUCAACGAUGAUUGGCCUUUUAAAAUUAAAAUAAUUCUAUACUCCUCAUGACAAUAACCAAAGUAUUUUUAUUUUUUCUUUUUAUUCAUCUUUUAUUUAUAUUCAUAUCGCUUAUGAUUAUCAAUUACUAUAACGAAUAACAACUAUAAGAAUGAAGUAUGAUAUUCUCACGAAAAUAAUUAGACUAGCUUGUAAAUUUAAUAAUUAUAGUCGUCAUAUCAUUAUGAUAAGAUUAUCAUAUCAAUUAAUGAUACAUAAUAGCAACGAAUAAAGUUGUGUGUUGCGUUUGAGCUUGAAGAUAUGUUAAAUUUAAUCAACAGUUAGCAUAUAUGAACAAUAAUAUAUAUUUAUUAAUGUUGUAUAGUAUGCUAAAUUUAUUUUUAAAAAUUAAAUAAGCUCAGCGCAUGUAUAUUAAUACGGACAUAACCCACUGACAUAUUGAAUAACUCAGAGAUGAUACUAUAUAUAUAAAUAUAUUUUUUUUAUCAUUCGUGAGUUAAAUAUUAUGAAAUUUUAAAUUUCAGUUGCGAUGAAAAAAAUAUAUAUAUAUCCACAUACAUAAUAUGAGAUAAUACACAUUGAUAUGUGCCUUGCCUCGGUAAUUCUUGAAAUGAUGAUACUAAUAAUACUCCCUAUAUCAUACAAAUACAUAUAUAUAAAUAUAUACAUCCGACCAAACGUCCAUUCGGAUAAUUUAGUAGUGCGUGUUGAUUUACAUAAACAAUUACUUAUUUAUUUAAAUAAAUUCUUCCUUCACUUGAUGUCAAUUAAUUUUUUUCAUUAUACUUUAUACUAUAUAUUGUUUGGAUUAAAUUCAAAUUUUAUGUAUUAACAGAUGACUUAUAUUGUUAUUAUUAUUAUUAAAAAUAAGGUAUUAUUUUAUAAAUUGUCUAAGUAAACUCAUCGAAAAAAUAAUAAUACUCUAGUGGAUCCGAAUUACGGUAAAUUAUCGCAAUUUACCGUAAAAUGCGGUAUUUUUACGGCAAAUUUCCCGCAAUUUGCGGUAGCUUACGGUGACUUACCGUAACUUGCAGCGUUGUUACCGUAAGCACCGUAUGCUUUUAUGUUUUUACAGCUUUUACAGCAAUACUUUACUUUGCGGUGAAAUACCGCAGGGUUGCCGCAAUGUUACGGUAAAUUGCCGGGAUUACCGUAAAAUCCGGUAUUUUUACGGAAAAUUUCCCGCAUUUUGCGGUAGCUUACGGCGAUUUACUGUAACUUGUAACACUUUUACCGUAAGCGCCGUAUGUUUUUUUAUUUUCACAGUUUUUAAAACAAUACUUUACUUUGCGGUAAAUUACCGCAGAGUUGCCGCGGUUUUACGGAAAACUACCGGAGACAUUGAAAAUUUACAGUAAAAACACCCGUAAUUUAACCGCGCGUUCGCCGCAAAAUACCGUAAUUUAGCGUGAUUCUUCCAAGCGCCGUAAAUUACGGUAAUUUGCCGUAAUUCGAAUCUGCCAGGGUAAAGUGUUCAAUAAACUAUCGAUUGUACACUGAAUGGCAUUAACAGUGUAUCUGAAAUUAUUAAUAUCAUUAUAAUUAUAUAAUCAUGUAAUCACACCAGUGCGUAAAAUAAUGAAAAUAAAGAUAUUUUUGUAAAUAA
Microplitis mediator is the source of this 3710-nucleotide messenger RNA. RefSeq names its product OTU domain-containing protein 7B-like. Bases 367 to 2115 code for a protein of 582 amino acids. NCBI's taxonomy places the organism in Eukaryota, Metazoa, Arthropoda, Insecta, Hymenoptera, Braconidae. Gene Ontology annotation, biological process: protein K48-linked deubiquitination; protein K11-linked deubiquitination; protein deubiquitination involved in ubiquitin-dependent protein catabolic process. Gene Ontology annotation, molecular function: cysteine-type deubiquitinase activity; K63-linked polyubiquitin modification-dependent protein binding; DNA binding. Gene Ontology annotation, cellular component: cytoplasm; nucleus. The record is from RefSeq and is a predicted model, not a curated record. The transcript has 8 exons.